This is a messenger RNA of Rhinocladiella mackenziei CBS 650.93, 1674 nucleotides long. RefSeq lists its product as uncharacterized. Gene Ontology annotation, cellular component: membrane. Gene Ontology annotation, biological process: transmembrane transport. The transcript has a single exon. NCBI's taxonomy places the organism in Eukaryota, Fungi, Ascomycota, Eurotiomycetes, Chaetothyriales, Herpotrichiellaceae. Bases 1 to 1674 code for a protein of 557 amino acids. The record is from RefSeq and is a predicted model, not a curated record. Gene Ontology annotation, molecular function: myo-inositol:proton symporter activity.
AUGACGGGUCAUGAACAAUCUGCGAUCGAUAUAUCCCGGCGAGAAGAGGAAGCGGUGGAAUUACAAUCAAUGCCGCCCGCGCACGACGAGAUAGGGCCGGAUGCGCCUCUCAUAACGGACAAUGAAGACGACAGUCGGCCUCUGGCUCCCUUAACUGUACACUCCUCCGGAAAUGCAUUUAUCUGGACCUUGACUAUCUCUGCUUGUGUCUCGGGGCUCCUAUUUGGCUACGACACUGGCGUCAUCAGCAGCACGCUGGUUUCAAUCGGCACCGAUCUGUCCGACCGAGAGUUGACCGACCUCGACAAAGGUCUCAUAACCUCCUGUACGAGUCUCUUUGCCCUCAUCGCGAGUCCGAUCGCCGGCGUUCUGGCCGAUAAGCUGGGACGAAAGAACAUCAUUUUGUUUGCGGAUGCUCUCUUCACAUCGGGCGCGCUAUGGCAGGCACUUACAAGUUCGGUGCUGGGUAUGAUAUGGGGACGAAGUAUAGUUGGACUCGCGAUCGGAGGGGCGAGUUUGAUUGUCCCUCUUUACAUAUCAGAGCUUGCGCCCAGUCAUCUUAGGGGAAGGCUCGUGACAGUCUCGCUCCUCUUCAUCACCGGCGGUCAAGCCAUUGCAUAUUUGGUGGGAUGGGGAUUUUCAACUCUGCCCGGUGGGUGGAGAUGGAUGGUCGGUCUCGGGUCGGCUCCGGCGGUUGCACAGCUUGUCAUGUUGACCUUCAUGCCUGAAACAGCCCGAUAUUUGGUGAAGGUUCAAAAAGAGACCAAGGCGCGAAGUGUUUUGGCAAAAGUGUAUCGUGGAAUGACCUCGGACAGCGCCGAUCUCGUCGACAAUAUCAUCCUGGCCAUCAAGAAAGAGAUUUUAGAUGAGGAGCAUGCGCAUACCCGGCUCAAGAUGACGCAAUCCCCAUCGACCGUCAUGCCAUCGACGUUGCACUCUCUACUCUUUCAUCCACCACAUGCGCGAGCUCUGACGAUAACAUGCACCUUACAAGCUCUCCAACAGCUUUGCGGAUUCAAUAGCUUGAUGUAUUUUUCCGCCACCAUCUUUUCUCGUCUCGGAUUUUCAUCUCCUACCUUGAUAUCUCUAAGUGUCGCCGGAACGAAUUUUGUCUUCACGAUUGGCGCGUUCAAUCUGAUUGACCGGAUCGGACGAAGACGCAUUUUGCUCAUUACAAUUCCCGUCAUGGUCCUGGCCCUGCUGCUGUGCGCAGGAGCCUUCGCAUUCAUUCCUCCAUCAGCCCAGGGUCAACCGGGGGUGUCAACAGGGAGUCCAGGCGAGGAUACAAAAUCUCGGCUGCCGGCCAUAGGAAUUCUUGUUGCAAUGCUUCUGUAUGUUUCAACAUACGCCAUGGGCCUUGGACCCGUUCCGUGGCAGCAAUCGGAAUUAUUCCCUCUUGGCGUUCGAUCACUGGGAUCCGGUAUAGCGACCGCCACAAACUGGGGUUGCAAUACCAUUGUAGGGCUGACCUUUCUCCCGAUGAUGGAUCUCUUGACUCCGACAUGGACGUUUGUGUCCUACGCCUUGGUAUGUGUCACGGGUUGGGCUGUCAUCUGGCACGUGUACCCGGAGACAAUGGGAUUGGGGCUGGAAGAGAUUGGAGAGUUGUUGAAGAAUGGUUGGGGAGUUAAAGCGAGCAUGGCCAGGUUGCAAACGUCGAGAUCUGGGAAGUGA